CUCUGCCGUGUUGACGGCAUCUGACGUGUCUCCGUCAACACAACAAUGGCGGACACCGUAGAGGAAGCUCUUGAAGGCAGCUGGGACCACGAUCUAGCUGAGGCUCUGGACUCUGGAGGCUCAGAUAUGGAGAUGGAGAGAAGCAUCAUCCAGGUCCAGGAGCAAUCCGCCCAACACAGGGCCAAGAUGUGGAAGAUCGCUUUGAAUGUUUCUGGAAAAGGGGACAGUCUGUCACCAUGGGACGGCAUUCUGGAUUUACCGGAACAGACACUCAUUCACAACCGCAGCCAGCAGCUGAUCGACGCGCUCGGCGUGUCGGAGGAGGAGAGGAGCGACAUGGUGUCUGAUGUGGAGUCCGUCAUCACUUUUUACUGUAAGUCCAGAAACAUUUCGUUCACACCUGAGCUGAGCUGGCCGCACCUCCUCAAACCUCUCCUGGGCCUUCAGCUCCCCCGCAGUGACCUCUACAACUGCUUCUACGCUAUCAUGAACAAAUACAUCCCCAGGGACUGUGUGCCAAACGGCAGACCGUUCCACCUCUACAGACUCCUGCUGCAGUACCACGAACCAGAACUCUGCUCCUUCUUGGACACCAAAAAGAUCACACCAGACUCCUACGCCAUCAACUGGCUGGGCAGCCUGUUUUCCAGUAACUGCCUUCCUGAUGUGACCCAGGCCCUGUGGGACUUCUACCUCCAGCAGGCUGACCCCUUCCUCAUGUUCUUUCUCAUGCUCAUCAUCCUCGUCAAUGCCAAAGAGAGCAUCCUGACACAAGAAGGAGAAAGCAAAGAAGACAUCAUCAAAAAUCUUGAAGCGUCUCCUUCUCUCCUGGAGGCUGAGGACAUUGAAGAUUUGUUUUCUUUGGCUCAGCACUACCAGAGCAAGACCCCUCUGUCACUCCGAAAGAUGAAUCAGAAUCUGUUUGGCAGCAGCUUGGUGGCUCUGAAAGAAGAAGACACUGACCUGAGUCAGGCUCUGUGUCUCCCCGUGUCUGUCCCUGAAAUCCUGCAGGCCAACCAGCUGCAGCAGGACGGAGUGCGCUUCUUUGUGGUGGACUGUCGGCCUGCAGAGCAGUACAACGCCGGGCACCUCUCCACAGCCUUCCACCUCGACUCUGACCUGAUGCUGCAGAACCCUUCAGAGUUUGCUCUGUCGGUCAAAUCCCUCCUGGAGGCUCAGAAACAGUCUCUGGAGUCCGGCUCCAUCGCCAGUGGGGAGCACCUGUGCUUCAUGGGCAGCGGGAGGGAAGAGGAGGACAUGUACAUGAACAUGGUGUUAGCACACUUCUUACAGAAAAACAAAGAGUACGUCAGCAUCGCUAAAGGAGGCUUCAUGGCCCUCCAGAAGCAUCUGGUGGACAUGAACAUCGAGGGUCUGGACUCUUCAUACCUUCACUGGAUUGUCAGCACGUCAGGAUCUCACAGCAGCCUCAGCUCUGCCGAUGGAGAUUCUCUGAGCAGCCCCGGGGACAGCAAAGGCGUCAAAUCUCUGGUCAACAAAAUGACGUUCGCUCUGAAGUCAAAGUCGGUGAACGUGAAGGAGAAGAUGAUCAGCUUCAUCGAGAACACCUCCACUCCUGUAGAAAGAAUGUCUUUCAAUCUGCCCUGGCCUGAGAAGGUGGUCCCUGAUAGGCACGUGAGCAGCAGUGAUCGUGUCGGCAAACCGUACCGCGGGGUGAAACCUGUUUUCAGUAUCGGUGAUGAAGAGGAGUACGAUACAGAUGAGAUCGACAGCUCGUCCAUGUCAGACGACGACAGGAAGGAGAUUGUCAACAUUCAGACCUGGAUCAACAAACCAGACGUGAAACAUCACAUUCCCUGUAAUGAAGUGAAGGAAACGGGUCACAUGUUCCCCAGUCACCUGUUGAUCACAGCGACUCACAUGUACUGCCUGCGGGAGAUCGCCUCCAGGAAAGGUUUCGCCUACAUCCAGUCCAGACAGGCGCUGAACUCUGUGGUGAAGAUCACGUCCAAAAAGAAACAUCCGGAACUGAUCACGUUCAAGUUCGGAAGCAACAACUCAGCCGGGGUCGAGAUAUCAGCUGUGGAAAGAUAUUUGAUACCCAACGCAGGCGAUGCCACAAAGGUCAUCAAGCAGCAGAUCAUGAAAGUCCUCGAUGCUUUGGAGAGCUCAUAAAGGGAGAUGACGGGGCCGCGAGAGCCUGUCAUUAUAAAACUGUAAGAAAAGAGUCUCAGUGUGUCAGGAGUGAAACCUUCUCCCGCACAGAUCCUGUGUCCUGAGCAGAGACGGAUCUCUCUGUGUGUGUCUGUGUUUGGGACAUGCAGACACGCUGCUGACUGCAGGCCUGAUGGACAGGCUGUGUGAGGAAAUACUUAGGUGCUCCGCAGUCAUCAAACUGUUCUCUUACACUAAGUUAAUUCAUGUUGGUUUUACUGUAAGUCUUUUUUUUUAGUACUGACAAAAAUUCGUUUCUUAUUUCAGUGCAGUUUCACUUUGCCGAACCUCCUCUGGCCUUAACGUAGCGCACUGACCGACCUGUUCACGCAACGGACCUUUUCCUUUCAGCAUCCCUGUUUUGACCUGUGUUCUUUGCAGUGAACUGAAUCUUAGUUAACUUCUCGGAUGUGUUAGAUUUAAUUGCUUUGGUCAGGAAGUGUGCAUGAGGCUCAAACAUUAAGACGCACAUCAUCUGAUUUUGAUAACUUUUGUUCCCAGCAGGCAGCCUUAAAUAGAUCUUAUUUGAGGGUGUUUAUAAAUAUUAAUGUAUAUAUUGUUGUAAACUGCUCUAUAUCAGCACAGACCUUUGCAAUGUUGAAUUUUUGAAGCAUAUCUUCAUAGGUAGAACAUGCAGUGAAACUUAAACAGGAAGCUCCCCUUCUUCAUAGAGUAAGAAAGCCUUUUAAAGUAUCCAGAGAUGGUUCUUCGCUUCACCGGAAAUGAACUCGUCUCAUAGCAGUGUGAUGUAGCUGCCUGAAGGCACCAGUCACAGCCCCUCUGGACUACAUCAGUAUUACGAACAGGAGGUUCAGAGUCUGCAGUUUCAAAGAGCCCGAGCACCUCAGUAUUUUUCCAUCUUAUCAGAGUCAGUGUUGGGAUUAUUUUUCACAGUUAAACUGACGAGAGUGAGGAUGAAUUAGAGCUCUUUGACACAUGGAUUAAAACGCUUUCUGUAUCUGGACAAGGAAAAAACAUUGACUGUGUAUAUGUAUGGAUGACAUGUCUCCUACUUCUGUUCUGCAAAAGUAAAGCCAAAAUUACUUUAUGAAGGUUUACACAGUAAGGAUCGUCUAGAGGAGACAGUGAUGACAUCUAAACACAUUUACCUUAUUGAUGAAAUAUCCCACAGGACUGAAGAGUUCACAGUCUUGCAGUGAAGUGACGCUCCUGAAUAUUGAAGUUGAACGACUCUUGUGUUGGGAGUUUAAGUCUCCUCUCACUGUUCCACCUUUACUCACAGAGUUGCAGGUGUCACAUUUGUCAGAAGAGCUGGCAUGAAAUCCCCUUUUUUUUGUUUUAUUCUCUAAUUUAAAAUCAGCAUGAGCUAUACUGCAGCCAGCCAGUAGGGGGAGCACUUCAUGUUUUGAAUUCACUUUAAAAGGACUGUCAUGUCAUCAAUUUUUAUAAAGCUUGUGGCUAUAAAUACAUUUUGAUGGUAGCAGGAUGUUUAGAUCAGUCUGACCACCUCAUAAAGAAGUCUGACUCACGUUGCGUUCGUCUUUGAUGAAGGUAUAAAUGUAAUCUUGUCAUCCUGCUAUCAUCUCUACCUUUCUUAUUCUGCUCUGACCUCAAGCUCAGGUGUUUCAUGGAGCUCAUGAGAUCUGAGGAUAAUGAGAACAUACAAAUAUAAACAUAUGAAUGCAAAAAAAACAGGAUAGCAUGUCUGCUUUCCUGUCAACAAGUCCAGAUACAGACGGGUUUUGAUAUCCAGUGAAAACAGGCUUCAAACGUCUGAUAAUGUUCACACCUGGGAGGUGAUUACUGUACAUGCUAACUUCUAAAUAUUUAGGAUGAAAAAGUGUCCGUAAGCUUUGAAUGGAAUGAAAGAUUGUAAAAAGAAAAGUCAUGAUAUACUUCUGUUUUCAGAUCAUUAUUGUCCAUGUUCUUCGUCAUGAAUAAGCAGCUUCUGUUAGUUGCCACUGUUGCCUUCGGCCUCAUGCCUGUGAUGUGAUUUUGGCACCAGCAGUGGCAACAGUAUCACAGUGAACCGCUGCUCGUCCUCUUCUCCUCCGCUCUGUUUCUGACUUUACUUUGCUUUGUUCUUUGCUUACUCACUCAUUGUGUUGAAGUCUUGUCGUGAAGGCAGCCUGGGUUUGAAUGAUGCAGAAACGUUCCUGAAACUCAACAGAGAAACAUUUCACAUUUGGACAACGAUGAAACCAAAACUUGAAUGAGAGACUCGUGUAUCUGGUCUUCCUUCACUCCAGUCGUACAUAGCAUUCCUGUGUAACUCAUGCAUUGUGUUGUAACUUUGUGAUAUUUCUCAGUGUUGACUGGAGCGUCAGUGACCAGGAGUCUUUGCUCUGUAACAUCGCAGGUAGAGGAUGUCACCACUCGUCCAAAUGCAACAUGUCUCUGAAGUGUGAUUUGCACCUUACUGUACUGCUUUUGUUUUCUAAGCGUUUCUGUUUUUAAUAAAUGGAGAUUAUUCAACUGCA
Notolabrus celidotus (New Zealand spotty) is the source of this 4616-nucleotide messenger RNA. RefSeq names its product TBC1 domain family, member 23 (gene tbc1d23). Gene Ontology annotation, cellular component: trans-Golgi network. Gene Ontology annotation, biological process: retrograde transport, endosome to Golgi; embryonic brain development. The transcript has 19 exons. NCBI's taxonomy places the organism in Eukaryota, Metazoa, Chordata, Actinopteri, Labriformes, Labridae. The record is from RefSeq and is a predicted model, not a curated record. The coding region runs from base 46 to 2136 and encodes 696 amino acids.